GCCCAGGCCCUCAUGUCCCUUCCCUGCCACAGGCUACUCAUCUUCCUAGGCCUGCUGUGGAGCCUGGUGGCAACACUUCGGGCUUCAAAGUGGCCCGAGCCUGUAUUCGGACGCCUGGCGUCCCCUGGCUUCCCCCAGACGUAUGGCAACAAUCAGGAUCGGUCCUGGAAGCUGACUGCACCCCCUGGCUACCGCCUGCGCCUCUAUUUUACCCACUUCAACCUGGAACUCUCUUACCGCUGCGAGUAUGACUUUGUCAAGUUGAGCUCAGGGAACAAGGUGCUGGCAACACUGUGUGGCCAGGAGAGUACGGAUACUGAGCAAGCACCGGGCAACGACACCUUCUACUCGCUGGGCCCUCACCUGGAGGUCAUCUUCCACUCGGACUACUCCAAUGAGAAACCAUUCACAGGCUUUGAGGCCUUCUAUGCAAUGGAGGAUGUGGACGAAUGCCGAGCGUCCCUGGAAGAAGCCCCUUGUGACCAUUACUGCCACAACUACCUGGGCGGCUACUACUGCUCCUGCAGAGUGGGCUACACUCUCCACCAGAACAAACACACCUGCUCAGCCCUAUGUUCAGGCCAGGUGUUCACUGGGAGGUCUGGGGAGCUCAGUAGCCCUGAAUACCCACAGCCGUACCCCAAACUCUCCAACUGCACCUACAGCAUCCGCCUGGAGGAGGGCUUCAGGGUCAUCAUGGACUUCGUGGAGUCCUUCGAUGUGGAGAUGCACCCCGAGAUCCAGUGCCCCUAUGACUCCCUCGAGAUCCAAACGGAGAAGAGGGAAUACGGCCCAUUUUGUGGGAAGAUCUUACCCCGCAGGAUUGAAACGAACAGCAACAGCGUGACCAUCACGUUUGCCACUGAUAAUUCGGGGAACCACACGGGCUGGAAGAUUCGCUACACAAGCACAGCUCAGCCCUGCCCUGAUCCAACGGCGCCACCUAAUGGUCACAUUUCACCCGUGCAAGCCAAGUACAUCCUGAAGGACAGCUUUUCCGUCUUCUGCAAGCCUGGCUUUGAGCUUCUCCAAGGUUCUGUGUCCUUAAAAUCAUUCACUGCUGUCUGUCAGAAAGAUGGAUCCUGGGACCGGUCAAUACCAGAGUGCAGCAUUGUUGACUGUGGUCCUCCCGAUGACCUACCCAAUGGCCACAUGGAAUACAUCACAGGCCCUGAAGUGACCACCUACAAGGCUGUCAUCCAGUACAGCUGUGAAGAGACUUUCUACACAAUGAGCAGUGAUGGUAAAUAUGUGUGUGAAGCUGAUGGAUUCUGGACGAGCUCCAAAGGAGAAAAAUUCCUCCCGGUUUGCAAGCCUGUCUGUGGGCUGUCCACGCUCUCUACAGGAGGCCGCAUAUUUGGAGGGCAGCUCGCAAAGACUGGUGACUUUCCUUGGCAAGUCUUACUACUGGGUGAGACCAUAGCAGCAGGGGCUCUUUUACAUGACAACUGGGUCCUAACAGCUGCUCAUGCCGUGUAUGGGCUAACAGAGGACGUGUCCUCCCUGGACAUUCGCAUGGGUAUCCUCAAAAGGCUCUCCCCUCAUUACACCCAAGCCUGGCCCGAGGCUGUCUUUAUACAUGAAGGUUACAAUCACAAUGCUGGUUUUGACAAUGACAUAGCACUGAUCAAACUCAAGAACAAAGUCAUCAUCAAUGGAAGUGUCAUGCCUGUUUGCCUGCCAACAAAAGAAGCUGCAUCCUUAAUGAGGACAGAUACCAUUGGAACUGUGGCUGGCUGGGGCUUAACCCAGAAGGGGUUUCUUGCUAGAAACCUAAUGUUUGUGGACAUACCAAUUGUUGACCAUCAAAAAUGUACUUCUGCAUACGCAAAGAAGCUCUACCCAGGAGGAAGAGUAACUGCUAACAUGCUCUGUGCUGGCUUACAAACUGGUGGUAAGGACAGCUGCAGAGGUGACAGUGGAGGGGCAUUAGUGUUUCUAGAUAACGAAACACAGCGAUGGUUUGUAGGAGGAAUAGUUUCCUGGGGUUCCAUUAAUUGUGGGGAGGCAGAUCAGUAUGGGGUCUACACCAAAGUCAUAAACUACAUUUCCUGGAUCGAGAACAUAAUGAGUAACUUUUAACUUUCAUGC
Molecule: messenger RNA, 2091 nt
Organism: Chionomys nivalis (European snow vole)
Lineage: Eukaryota; Metazoa; Chordata; Mammalia; Rodentia; Cricetidae
Gene: Masp2
Product: MBL associated serine protease 2
Exons: 10
Coding region: 13-2082 (689 amino acids)
Biological process (GO): complement activation, lectin pathway; proteolysis
Cellular component (GO): extracellular region
Molecular function (GO): serine-type endopeptidase activity; calcium ion binding
Source: RefSeq, a predicted model, not a curated record